CCGCCAUUGCCGGGCCUGCAGGACCGCUCCGCGCCGCUCGCUGGCCAGCCCUGGCCGAGCUCGGGAGCCGAGCGGCCGGCGGGCCAGGGCACCCUUCUGACUGAGCCUGUGUCUCCCCACAGCCAGCGCGCACGGUCCCCAAACAGCGCACCUGCCGGCGGUCCCAACACAGCGGGAGAAGUGGACAUGAGGUUGGCAGGUCCCCUGCGCAUCGUGGCCCUGGUCAUCGUCGUGGGCCUUACUUGGUUCAUAGGCAGUAUUCUCCUGGGCGGGCCCGGCAGUGCUUUCCCUCGCAUCCAGCAGCUCUUCACCAGCCCAGAAAGCUCUGUGACAGCAGAGCCACGGGCCAGGAAGUACAAGUGUGGCUUGCCCCAACCAUGUCCUGAGGAACACCUGGCCUUCCGCAUGGUCAGUGGAGCCGCCAACGUCAUUGGGCCCAAGAUCUGCCUCGAGGACAAGAUGCUCAUGAGCAGUGUCAAGGACAACGUGGGCCGUGGGCUCAACAUCGCCCUGGUGAAUGGGGUCAACGGGGAGCUCAUCGAGGCCCGGGCGUUUGACAUGUGGGCUGGAGAUGUCAAUGACCUGCUCAAGUUCAUUAGGCCACUGCAUGAAGGCACCCUGGUGUUUGUGGCAUCCUACGACGACCCAGCCACCAAGAUGAAUGAGGAGACCAGGAAGCUUUUCAGCGAGCUGGGCAGCAGGAAUGCUAAGGAACUGGCCUUCCGGGACAGCUGGGUGUUUGUGGGGGCCAAGGGUGUGCAGAACAAGAGCCCCUUUGAACAGCAUGUGAAGAACAGCAAGCACACCAACAAGUACGAGGGCUGGCCCGAGGCACUGGAGAUGGAAGGCUGCAUCCCACGGCGAGGCGUGGCCAGCUAGCAUGCAGAGCACCGCGCCCCAGAAGCAAGGACACUGGCAGUGAUGCCAGCACAGGGCUGAGGCCCAUGCCCACGCCUCAAGGUGAGGCAGGAGCAUUCCCUGGCCCUAGCACCUCAACUCCAAGGUGUGAACAAAUCUUGGAGACAGAUGGUGCUGCUCUAGGGGCUGGGCCCUUUGCACCUUGUCGGGGGGGGGGGCUCAGGGCCUAUUUCCUCUUUCUGAAACCAUCCCCCCAGAGCAGGCCCUAGUGCACCCUGUUCUUCAGGCCACAUCCUGCCUGUUUCCUAGCUACCUGGCAGGUUAGUGUCUUCUAGUACUGGAAGUACCAAGUUCUGAUGAGUCAUAACCCCAGUGCAGACUGCCUCACGCUCACCCUGGGCCUGAUCACAGUGCCUUACCAGAGGGCCUGCCUUCUACAUGACCUCUUAAUAAAGUCUUGGCUCUCA
This is a messenger RNA of Ochotona curzoniae (black-lipped pika), 1325 nucleotides long. It is a transcript of the gene FAM3A, whose product is annotated as FAM3 metabolism regulating signaling molecule A. The record is from RefSeq and is a predicted model, not a curated record. NCBI's taxonomy places the organism in Eukaryota, Metazoa, Chordata, Mammalia, Lagomorpha, Ochotonidae. The transcript is spliced from 10 exons. Bases 187 to 879 code for a protein of 230 amino acids.